AGAGCAGGCGCCGAGUGCCCAGCGGCGGAGAUCUCCUCCUCCGCCCGCCCGCCCGCCCGCCCGCCAUGGAGACGCUGGCCAGCGCCAUGCGGCGCGAGCACCGCCGCUUCAAGGCCCCGUCCUCCUCCUCCGCCGCCUCCGCCGGCGCUGGCGUCGCCUCGGGCAGGGUCCCUCUCGUCAUGGCCUUCCUCUCCUGCCUCGCCUGGCUCUACGUCGCCGGCCGGUUGUGGCAGGACGCGCAGACCCGGGCGAUCCUGUCCGGCCUCCUCGAGAAAAACUCCGGCAACCUCCCGAAGGUGCUGUCGGUGGAGGACAAGCUGAGGAACCUCGGAUGCCAGGAGAUUGGGAGGAAGAUUGUUGAGGCGGAGAUGGACCUGACCAAGGCCAAGAGCGAGGGUUACCUGUGGGGAAACAGGACUGCUACUGUGGAUUCUGACAAGAAGAAGCAGCUCCUUGCUGUCAUCGGAGUUUACACUGGUUUUGGCUCCCGGCUCAGGAGGAACAACUUCCGUGGAUCGUGGAUGCCCAGAGGUGAUGCUCUGAAGAAGCUUGAGGAAAAGGGUGUAGUUAUUCGUUUCGUGAUUGGUCGGAGUGCAAACAGAGGAGAUAGCUUGGACCGUAACAUUGAUGAUGAAAAUAAGAGGACAAAUGACUUCUUGAUUCUUGAAAGCCAUGAAGAGGCUACAGAAGAAUUACCUAGCAAAGCAAAGUUUUUCUUCAGCACUGCAGUUGAAGCCUGGGAUGCAGAAUUCUAUGUCAAAGUUGAGGAUAAUAUUAAUCUUGACUUAGCUGGGUUAAUUGAGAUGCUUGAAGGCCGUCGAGGUAACCAAGGAUUGUACAUGGGCUGUAUGAAAUCAGGGGUUGUCGUAAGCGAAGAGGGCCAACAAUGGUAUGAACCUGAGUGGUGGAAAUUCGGAGAUUCAAAAACGUAUUUUCGCCAUGCUUCUGGUUCUUUGUUUAUUCUCUCAAAGAAUUUGGCUCGUUACAUCAACAUAAAUAGUGCGUCACUUGAGAGCUAUGCACAUGAUGAUAUAUCGGUAGGUUCAUGGAUGAUGGGAGUAAAUGCAACUUACGUUGAUGAUGACCGGUUGUGCUGCAGUAGUUCUAGACAAGAGAAAGUCUGUUCAAAUGCUUGAGUUGAGCAGAAGGCAUCGUUCUGGCUGCUUACUGAUGAAGAAGUUUUCGUACAUCUGGCAUUUUGUAUACAGUGGACUUUUGGUGAACCGGAAAAAACUAUUAUACAGAUAGAACCGUCCUGCUGUACCGAAUACCUAACCAAACUUUAGGAGAAGGUUUUCGAACCAUGAAAGUGCUCACCUGUAGAUUGACGUUACCUGUUCCUGCACCUCUUCUUUGGAGCCAGCAAAAAUCAUACAUCUGAGUUUGCAAUACAUUUAUGGAUGGAUACGUCAAUACAUUUAUGGA
Setaria italica (foxtail millet) is the source of this 1425-nucleotide messenger RNA. RefSeq names its product hydroxyproline O-galactosyltransferase HPGT2. NCBI's taxonomy places the organism in Eukaryota, Viridiplantae, Streptophyta, Magnoliopsida, Poales, Poaceae. Gene Ontology annotation, cellular component: Golgi membrane. The transcript is spliced from 12 exons. The coding region runs from base 66 to 1136 and encodes 356 amino acids. The record is from RefSeq and is a predicted model, not a curated record. Gene Ontology annotation, molecular function: hexosyltransferase activity.